Molecule: messenger RNA, 1642 nt
Organism: Larimichthys crocea (large yellow croaker)
Lineage: Eukaryota; Metazoa; Chordata; Actinopteri; Sciaenidae
Exons: 4
Coding region: 711-1325 (204 amino acids)
Source: RefSeq, a predicted model, not a curated record
GUUGGAAAACACGUUUUAAAAACUAAUUUAUGUCUGACAUCAGUCACGCGGAGUUCACGGUGUGUUUUCACGGCACUUUGUGGAAGAUUGUAACAUCGAGCUAUGAAAGCUAAAUGAUGUCAGAACCUCUGGACAAACACACGGACAGGGAUGAUGUACAACAGAGAACAAUCUUUAUUAAUAAUUGGCAAAAGUUCCUGAACAGCUUGUUCCGCCGUCCAACUCCCCGGGGCAACGGCUUCGCUGGACGCCGAGGACAGGAGCUGGCUGGCGGUCAGGAGGGCGCUGUGGCGGCCCCUCGACCCUGCUCCAGCUCCAGGAGGCAACCACGAACUCCCCCUGGCUACCUGUCUUCAUCGCCGGCAGCAAAGACUCCCUCCCCCCGCUAGCAGAGAACCGUGUUGCUCCUCUCCCACGCCAUCCCUCACAGCUGCUUAUUAUAUUCACUUUAUGCUGUUUAAAGUGUUUUAUUGAGCCCUGGGAGGCUGAUAUCAGGACUAACGUGACGAGUACGUCCCGGUGUUUCGGUUUAAGGUGUGACCGUGUUAACUGGUGACCCCUGUUGGGAAACGGACACCUUCAGACAAAGAAACUAAACAAGAGUCAGGAAACAAAUCAGCGUCAUCAUCAAGAACAGGCGGGAAAACGGAGGCAGGACUACAAAAUAAAACAGGAAACACAAAACAAACUCACCUGUCACCUGAAAGAAGAUGGAAAAUCCAACAUUUAAGACGGCCUCGAACAGGACUCUCCUUUUAACAGCCGCACAAGCCCUCGGGCAAGCAUCCUACAGGGCGAAGAAGCCUGAGGAGGCGGAUGCAACGAGCAAUUGCUGGGGGCCACACAAGGGUAGGAUGACCCUCCAGCAGUCGUCAGGGUACUGCUUGCUAACAGUGCUGAGCUGCUGCCUGAGUCCUGGCGUGCAGCUUUCACUGCAGGGCAGCAGGAGUGGAUCGGCCAGGUGCUGUUUACCAGGGACAGCAGUGGGAGGUCUCGGCUCACCGGCGAGCUCAAUCUCUGGUGUUACCCCCCACAAGCCCGGCCGAUCUACAACCAGUCUCCCGCGUCCCCGACCCCUUCUUUGCACGUCGGCUGUUCCUGUGGCUUCUGCCUUUGUGCACAGGGUCCUUGACAAAGGCUGUACAGGACCAUCCGGAGGGUCCUGGACAUCGACGGCUGGUGUCUCAUGGCCACUGAGUACCUGGAGUGCCGUCGAUGUAAGAAGAAGGUCGGCGGGUGGUCACAGGGCAUCAUUAGGCAGCUGCCUCCCACCUACAGCUGCCAAUUCCCCGCUGUACUCACGUACAAGCUGUCCUGUGACCUGAGGGUGGUUGUGCAGCUGAGGUCACGCACACUGGGGAACAGUGCUAACCGGCUGUACAACACCCUGCGGGAGCAACACACUGAUGCCUGGAUGCAGAGAGCGAUCAGGUACCUCGGCGUUUGCAAGCAGUUCCUGGCCUUGGGGGGUUUCCACCACCGCCGCCAGAUGCCCCCUGUUCCAUCACCCGUCUGACUGCUGACAGUCUACGGAUAUGACAUCCUGACGCGGCUAGAUGAAUCCAAGGCCAGGAUCACGUCCACCUUCGGGUCCAUCCUGAAGAUGGACUCCACCAAGAAGGCGAGUAAAGUUUUUCUCUCU